Molecule: messenger RNA, 2470 nt
Organism: Mobula hypostoma (lesser devil ray)
Lineage: Eukaryota; Metazoa; Chordata; Chondrichthyes; Myliobatiformes; Myliobatidae
Gene: rerg
Product: RAS-like, estrogen-regulated, growth inhibitor
Exons: 5
Coding region: 224-823 (199 amino acids)
Molecular function (GO): GTP binding; GTPase activity
Source: RefSeq, a predicted model, not a curated record
UCGCAAUCCAGGCGUGCAGCCCAUUUAAAAUUUUGCAGCUUUAGUCCGCACAGAAUUGUGUCCCGAACUGGAGUGUUGCGGCGGAUCAGACGCGCGGGGGGCUGCAGGAGUUCUUGCGGACGAUAGCGGCAGUGGAGGGGGUCGUUCUCCACAGGGACUGAGAUGGUGAAGUUUGCCGGUGGCUCGAAUUGCUUUAUUGAUUGAAUUCAUCAGUCGCUGUACCAUGGCGAAGAGUGCCGAGGUGAAGUUGGCCGUCUUCGGGAGAGCAGGCGUGGGCAAGUCAGCUAUUGUGGUCAGGUUUCUAACCAAGAGAUUCAUCUGGGAAUAUGAUCCAACACUGGAGUCAACCUAUCGCCACCAAGCAACCAUUGAUGAUGAAGCAGUAUCCAUGGAAAUCUUAGAUACUGCUGGGCAGGAAGAUGCCAUUCAGAGGGAAAGUCACAUGCGCUGGGCAGAGGGCUUUGUCUUGGUUUACGACAUCACGGAUCGAAUCAGCUUUGAAGAAGUGAUUUCAUUAAAAAAUUUUCUGGAUGAAAUCAAGAAGCCAAAAAAUGUGACACUGAUUCUCGUGGGCAACAAAGCUGACCUGGACCAUUCCAGACAGGUCACCACAGAAGAAGGGGAGAAGAUGGCGACGGAAAUGGCCUGUGCUUUCUACGAGUGCUCAGCUUGCACCGGGGAAGGUAACAUCAAUGAAGCCUUCUAUGAACUGUGCAGGGAAGUGAGACGCCGCAAAAUGAUUCAAGGCAAGACGAGGCGGAGAAGCUCCACAACCCAUGUCAAGCAGGCCAUCAACAAAAUGCUGACCAAGAUUAGUAGUUAAGUUAGUGCUGGAAAGAAACCUGUUUAAAUACGGAAGAAUACUUAGAUUCAUAUCAUAUAAAAUAGGAAAUAAGCAGUCAAGGGUGUUAGCUUUCCAAGUAGCUUAUAUUCUGUCAAAUAGGCAAAGCCAAGCAUUCAUCUGACAGAAAAAAAUUGAUGUUCUAUAAUAUUAUAUAUCACAUUGAAGAGUGCGUGUCAGGCUGAUAACCCUUACUGUAUACACGUUUACUAAUAAAGAUGAAAUGGGAUGAAGUGAGGCGGAAAGAAUUUACUUCAAGUUUUUAUAUCUUAUGAUGGGUGUUCUCAUUUUGAGUUUGACUAAGGUUUCCAGUUCCAUUAGAAUUAAAAGUUUAAGCAGUGCAAUGCACAGGAUAGUUGUCUGCAAAUAGCAACCAGUCUUAACCAACGAUCUAGAUCUUGUCUUUUACUACAGUAGCUCAGCUGGUUAUGGUAAUGGCAAGUCUACAGAUCAGGUUUGCCUAGAAUCCAUUCCCAAUGUUCUGAACUGAGGGUAGUUGGUAGCAGCCUCUGGGAUAGGGGAGUGAGAAUAUUUCUUUGGUCCUCAUACCCAGUUACUCAGUAGCAGCCCUUGCUAGGUGUGUGAAUGUUUUCUCAAUUUGAUGACAGGGUUGCAUCUGUUUGCACCUCUUUCAAUGCAUUCCCACCCCCCCCCCCACCCACGAUAGUCAAAUUGACCAUUUAGCUCCUCAUCGCUUUUAUUAACGGUGGGCAAAACUGAAGGGCCAUCUCCUCCCAAGGAAUUGGAGCCUCAUCUUCUAGCCAGGACCUCAUAGGGCAGGGAGAGAACUGGGAAAAAGAAAAACUCUUCAUUGUACAUUGAUGUAAUGCCUGUUAAUAAAUGAACAGAGGAAAGACUUUUAAAUUGUAAAUAUAUGUGAGCUGUUUUCAAAUCUUCAAAUAACAUUGGAUCUCUUUAUUGAGAACAAUGUUAGUAAAUGGGAUCCUGCAGUACCGCUGCCUGUUUAUAAUAGAUGCUGCUGAUAAGGCAGUUCAUGCUUUGCUUGGAAAAGUUGACAGUCCUUUUAAACUGAAUCAGUGGUUAUCAAUAUUAAGUCCAUGCUUGAUUAUCUCAUGUUGAUUGUUUACACAGCACUUUGUACAAUCAGUAUAAGUAUGGUGUUUUUCAUUAGUUGAUGUUGUGGUCUGUCGAGCUUUCAAUUAUAUUCAUUAAAUAAUCAGUUAUUAAUGUAGCAAACAACUUCAAAACAUGUUGAAGGAUUUUAUGUUCUGUGUACAAUUUUCAGUUUUAUUUUCCCAUGAGAUGUAAAUUUAUUUGUUACUUUAAAAGUUAAAUGUUCCAAAUAAUUUCAGUAAAGAAAGUCCAAAUGAAUUAAAUAAAGUAGAAAAUAAUAUUAUGAUGAACUCCCACAGAUUAGAAAAUUAAUACAUCACAAAUUAGAAACCACUGUGUUAAAUGGAGAAGUAUGUAAAACGUUAUUGAACUGAUUUACCUCUGCGUGGUGAAAAUUUGUCCUCAUGUACAAUGGACUGACUUCUGUAGAGCAUUCCAAGUUUUAAAUACUGAACAAAUGUACAAAAGAUGCGUCCUCAUAUAUUUACAGCCACAUUAUUGUUGUAACUUGCUUUGUCAUGUAAAAUAAAUCCUGAAAUAUUUGCUUUUCUUCCA